GUGGACGGUGUGCUGUGGAGAUCAUUUAGCGCUGGUUAUAAGCAAAGCAGAAACGCAGUGACAUUUUUGUGUGCAUAUUUGUUUUUGGUGACAGUGAGGGUUUACGGAAUUGUGCAAUGUCAUGAUUCCAGACUAACGCCCUCCACACCCCGCUUCUCCACCGCCCGAUGCUCCUCCUUAGGAGCUGACUGGGCCAGCUGUGCGAGGGGCGGCCACGGGAGCAACGCGCACCGCCGCUAUCUUAACGGAGCCCGGCUCCAGAGCCCUGGUCGGGGAAUUAAAGGCAGAAGGGAUUCAAUUGCUGGUUUGUGGAAUAAGGAGGAAGGCGGAUUUCUCUUCUUGUAUAGAAGAGGACAGUAUUUUCAGGCGUGGAAAAGUGUUUUGUCUGCUGUUGACCUCUGCCUCAAUGUGUACAUAGUUCGGGAAUUCGUAGCUUGCAUAGCUGCCUUUGAGCCCAGACGCCGUGGCCCCAGUGAGAUGACCCCCCAGGCCUUCUGAGAGAAAAUAACACACACACCCAGCACUCGCAAAAGCAAGAUCUCUGCUUUUUGUUUUCCCGUAGAACGAUGCUGAAGCAACACUCUGACACGGCCCCAGGAAGCGUUUCUUCCUCACGCGGUCCCAGUCUCCCUGGAUCACCGGCUAUCUCCAUCGUGGCAAGAAUGGACAAUCAAGUCAUAGGUUACAAGGACCUGGCAGCGAUUCCAAAGGACAAAGCCAUCCUGGAGGUUGAGCGGCCAGACCUAAUGACCUACGAGCCCCACUUCAGCUUCUCUGCACUGGACCGGACCGAUGUGUCUCGGAGCCGGGAGAGGUCCAUGUCGCCCCACUCCAUCUCACCCCCGCCCUCUCCUGAGCAUGUAUCUGCAUGCAAGGAGUCCAAGGAGUGGGUGGAGGAGGGAUCUCCAGGGGGCUCUUUGGCGGGAUCUACAACCCAGAUCCGCAAAGUAAGCGCCACCAAAGCCCCCCCGCAGCAUUUCCACAGGCCAGAUAACGGUACAAACUUAUACAAGAAGCCCCCUAUUUACAAGCAUGAUGUUUCCGCUACAGCCGCACACGGCAAGCACAUGGAGGACACCAUCAUCGAGUCAUCCAAGUUCCCUGCUGCCCAACCUCCUGACCCCAACCAGCCCUCCAAGAUCGAGACGGAAUACUGGCCCUGCCCCCCCUCACUGGCUGCUAUCGAGACGGAGUGGAGAAGAAAGAAGGUUGUGGAAGGCACAACUGAGGAGGAGGAAGAUGAGGACAACCCGAUGGAGAUGGAAAGGAGAAAGAAGCAAGAAGAGGAGCUUAGCAAGAUCCAGUCCAACCUAGGAAGGCUGAUCCUGAAGGAGGAAAAGGAGAAGGUGGGCCCCAUCCGCAGAAAAACCCGCUCGCUGCCCGAUAGGACACCUGCAGCAGGAGGACAGCCGGCCAGCUCUCUCAAGUGCUCCUCUCAGUCCGCCUGCAACCGUGGUGGUCUCACCCGGCUUCAGUCUGCUGAGUUUGCGUCCUCUAUUGGUGAAAAGGUGCAAUCAGGUGUACAGAAUGGAGAGUCUCAGAGGGGCAGGAUGGACAGAGGAAACUCUCUGCCCAGCAUACUGGAACAGAAGAUCUAUCCUUAUGAAAUGCUGGUUGUGACCAACAGGGGGCGCAAUAAGCUCCCACCUGGGGUUGACAGGACAAGACUGGAGAGACAUCUGGCUCCUGAAGAGUUUGAGCAGCUGUUCGGAAUGUGCAUUGAGGUAUUCGACCGGCUGUCACUCUGGAGACGGAACGACCUCAAGAAGAGAGUGUCACUCUUUUGACUGGAGUGGAGGCCUUGCUCCGCAUAAGCACCUCCGACUCUUUCAUGG
This is a messenger RNA of Paramormyrops kingsleyae, 1835 nucleotides long. Lineage: Eukaryota; Metazoa; Chordata; Actinopteri; Osteoglossiformes; Mormyridae. The record is from RefSeq and is a predicted model, not a curated record.